Molecule: messenger RNA, 1147 nt
Organism: Hibiscus syriacus
Lineage: Eukaryota; Viridiplantae; Streptophyta; Magnoliopsida; Malvales; Malvaceae
Product: transcription factor TCP15-like
Exons: 1
Coding region: 53-1051 (332 amino acids)
Cellular component (GO): nucleus
Molecular function (GO): sequence-specific DNA binding; DNA-binding transcription factor activity
Source: RefSeq, a predicted model, not a curated record
CAGAUCAUGUCGAAAUAAAGUUUUAUUUUUGGGAUCCGAAAAACACACGAUCAUGGAAGGUGAAAACGGGAUCCCAACCUCCAAAUUCCCUCUACAGCUUCUAGAAAAGAAACAACAACCGGAGACAAGCUCGGAGCUGCCACCCAAGAAAGCUCAACCUAAGCGAAGCUCAACAAAGGACCGGCACACCAAGGUUGAAGGCCGAGGGCGUCGCAUCCGGAUGCCUGCGACCUGUGCCGCUAGGGUUUUCCAGCUUACGAGAGAGCUCGGCCACAAAUCGGAUGGCGAAACCAUUCAAUGGCUGCUUCAACAAGCCGAGCCCGCGGUUUUUGCCGCUACCGGAACAGGUACUAUCCCUGCAAAUUUUACGUCUCUUAAUAUCUCUCUCAGAAGUUCAGUCUCCAGUCUGUCCAAUUCACACUUGAGGAACGUUUAUUUCAAUCCGAAUUUCACUCCACAACAAUUGAGGCAUGCCGUUGAUCACGACGACUCGUCUUCUCGGCAACAACAGCGGGUUGUGUUUCCGAAUGUGAACGCUUUCUUGCAAGGUAAACAAGAGUUGCCUGACGCAAGUGCGGACGUCUCGGCAGCGGCGGAGGAUAUUAGUUCGCGGAAGAAAACGAGGCUCGAGCACCAAGAAUUGACGCAAAAUCAAGUCGGGAACUACUUGAUACAAUCGUCAACCGGUCCGAUUCCGGCGAGUCAAAAUCCAAUCCCGUCAACGUUUUGGACAGUGGCAAAUCCUAGCAACCACGUCAUCAGCGGGAGUGGAGAUGUUGAUCCUAUGUGGACAUUUCCUUCAACUAAUACUACUAUGUCUAGUGGGGUACAUUUUAUGAAUUUCGCUUCUCCGAUAUCUCUCCUGCCCGGACAACAGUUGGGUUCGGGUCUCAGUCCCUGCGGUUCAGUCACCGACACUCAUCUAAGCAUGCUCGCGGCACUAAACACAUAUAGGCCAAUUUCCGGCAAAAACAUUUCUGGACCUCCGACCACCGGAUCACAUCAAGUAUUAUACCAUGGUGAAGAACAUAGGCAUGAUUCAACUAGCUAGCGUAUGAACUUUACAGCAAAUUACAAGUUUAUGGCUCGAUCAUGCUCCAUACCCCCCCCCCCGACAAAUCAUAUAGUAUUAAUUAGGUCUCUUUUU